Clupea harengus (Atlantic herring) is the source of this 3170-nucleotide messenger RNA. The record is from RefSeq and is a predicted model, not a curated record. NCBI's taxonomy places the organism in Eukaryota, Metazoa, Chordata, Actinopteri, Clupeiformes, Clupeidae.
GGAGAGAUCCAUCAGAAGCAGAGCGCACGAGACGCAGAGCGCACGCCACUCAAAGAGCGCCAGUGUGGACCGCGAGAGACACUUUCUUCUUGAGCUUUAACAUUUAAGAGCUAUUACGCAAAGACCUGCGAUAGACGACCCGGCAGAGUUGAGCCGCCCUGUGAUAAUCUCGACGGGAUGAAAACACCCAUAUCUCUCUUCUUGAUUGGCGACCUUGCGUCACUUAUCCAGUGCCCGUUUUGCAUCUGCUUUGGAACGCUGCUUUCGGAACGAGACUUUUCUGCCUGCCGCUGACCAAAAGCACAAUUUUUACGAUGUGGAUAUUUCAUCUGCUCCCCGUGUUGUAUGUUUGGCUAAAGUGUGAGAGUGUGUUUGCCUCGCCUUUCACGUGUCCGCAGAUUUGCGUGUGCUCCAUCAACAGCAUCAGAUGCAAUAACAAGACAGAGCAUGGCGCCACUUUGACUCAAAAAAAAGCUUGCAUUAACCUCAACCUUCAAUUCAUAUCUCUGAAGGACAUUGGCAGCCGUAGCUUCGAUGGGCUGCGUGACGUGAAGAGAAUACGGAUCACACACAGUGUCACGCUGGAAAGCAUACAACCCAAAGCAUUCAACAAUCUCUAUAACCUCUCGGAGAUCCUCAUCCAGAACACAAGGAGCCUGGUGCACAUCGGCCGACGCGCGUUCAACCACCUCCCAAACCUACAGUACCUAUGCAUUUCAAACACUGGGAUUACGGUGUUCCCUGAUUUGACCGCACUGUCUUCCCUUAAUCCCAGUUUUGUCUUGGAUAUCUUCGAUAACCUCCUCCUGACUUCAAUACCAGCAAAUGCUUUUCUGGGAAUGGCCACGAGUACCAUGAAUCUCUACAACAAUGGUUUCAAAGAAAUACAAAGCCAUGCCUUCAAUGGGACAGUGAUAGAUAAACUGAUCUUGAAGAACAACAAAAACCUGCGUGUGAUUCACCGAGAAGCCUUCACCGGAGCCAUAGGCCCCACUCUACUGGACGUGUCCUCGACCGGGCUGGACACCCUACCGCCCCGUGGCCUCGAGUCGGUUGGGGUACUGAUGGCCCAGGCAGCGUUUGCCCUGAAGAGACUUCCGAACUUCAACAGCCUGCGAAGCCUCUGGUCCGCCAGUCUGACCUACCCCAGCCACUGCUGCGCUCUGCACAGCUGGAAUGCUCACAGGGAAUCGUCUCUUAUUGCUGCCGUGAACAAUGGGUCCGUAUCCUGUGAAGAGGACACGCCCUCAGCAGGCUGCAGAGCGUUGGAGCCUCCUGUCAUCAGUGAUAUGACAUUUGAGGAGGAGACUUUUGGCAGUGUGGAUUCACUGUAUCCAGAGCUAGACCUCUUCAGGAGAAGAACAGCCCUGAAGUGCAGCCCAGAGGCCGACGCUUUCAACCCCUGCGAGGACCUGGCAGGCUUCGGCUUCCUGCGCGUGGCCAUCUGGUUCAUCAACAUCCUGGCCAUCGUCGGCAACCUGACUGUUUUGCUGGUCUUCUUCACGAGCGGCACCAAGCUGACGGUCCCACGCUUCCUGAUGUGCCACCUGGCCUUCGCCGACCUCUGCAUCGGCGUCUACCUGCUGAUGAUCGCGGCCGUGGACCUGCGGACGCGUGGCCACUACAGCCAGCACGCCAUCGAGUGGCAGACCGGCACGGGCUGCAGUGUGGCCGGCUUCCUGGCCGUGUUUGGCGGGGAGCUGUCGGUGUACACGCUCUGCACCAUCACCCUGGAGCGCUGGCACACCAUCAACCACGCCCUCCACCUGGAGCGUCGCAUGGGCCUGUCCCACGCCGCCGCCAUCAUGGCCGCCGGCUGGCUCCUGUGCCUGGGCGUGGCGCUGCUGCCCCUGGUGGGCGUGAGCAGCUACAGCAAGGUGAGCAUGUGCCUGACCAUGGACAUCGAGACGCCCCUGGCUCAGGCCUUCAUCAUCCUGCUGCUCCUCUUCAACGUGGGGGCCUUCCUGGCGGUGUGCGCGUGCUACGUGCGCAUCUACGUCGCCGUGCACAACCCCGAGUUCCCGGGCCGCAGCGCCGACACCAAGAUCGCCAAGCGCAUGGCCGUGCUGAUCUUCACCGACUUCCUCUGCAUGGCGCCCAUCUCCUUCUUCGCCAUCUCCGCCGCCUUCAAGGUGCCCCUCAUCACCGUCACCAACUCCAAGAUCCUGCUGGUGCUCUUCUACCCCAUCAACUCCUGCGCCAACCCUUUCCUGUACGCCAUCUGCACCAAGGCCUUCCGGAAGGACGCCUGCAAGCUCCUGAGCUCCAUGGGCUGCUGCGAGAUCAAGGCCAGUCUCUACCGCAUGAAGACCUACUGCUCGGGGAGCAUGGCCAAAAGCCACUCCGACGGGGGGGCCAAGCGCCUGCGAGGGGGGCAGGACCCGUCAUCCUUCCAGCAUCAGAAGCAGCUCAAACCAGAGGCCAAGGGCAAAGAUGGAUGAAAAACAUGAAACUGAUUCAGUGACCCAAUACCACCAGUUAAUGUGCGCUCUUACUCAUCUCAAAGAUAUUGUUAGUUAUCAGUCAUCUCAUACACCUGACCUCUCAUGACGCCUGUGUCCCUGAUCAGUAUUAGACUUACGUCUGUGUAAAUAAUGUGUUCUGAGUUACUCGAAAAAGGGAUGAACAUUGUCAGACAAAACUGUAGGAUUGGCACUAUGGUUCUUGGUAAAAAAAAAAAGGGGGACCUGCAUUAAAUUGAAAACUAGACUGGCUUACCACACAUGCCAAGCUUGCCCGUCAUGAACGUGUUUACUUUUUACUUCGCUGGCACAUAUCAUCCCAGAUUCAAAGAGCAAGAUAUGGCAUAGUUCUUAUUUCAGUCUCAAAAUGCAUUUAUUGAAAUGAACCAAAAAACAAAUAUGUAGUUGUUUGGGUGUUGGAUCAUAGUUUCACUCCAUUAUGAAUUGUGCGGGCCUCAUUCUUUGAAUGUCGUAAGUUAAACCUUGUGUGUUAAAAGAUAAAAAAGCUUCUUUGACUUUUUGCCUUAUGAAUACAUUGUAAACAAAUCUAGUCUCUCUUUACUAACAAAGUCAGUAUUGUUCUGUUACUCUGUGGCUCACACUCUUAUUUAGCUGACAAGUUAAACAGCUUUUAGUAGAAUUAAGCUGACAGUGUAGUCUUCUAAGAUGCAUUUGGAUUCCAAACCCUGAAUGAUUCAAUGGUAUUGA